AAGUUCCAUGUGUGGCUCCAGUUAAACCGGCCACUCGACACGACCACCCCAUGCCCUCGUCGGCCGCGGUGCUUCAUGUCCGCCCCUCUCCGUUUUUCUCCUCGCGGGACAGGCUCCAGCAACACCGAGCUCUCAGCGAUCGGAGGGCGUCCGCUCCGGGGGCUACCCUCGCCGCGGAGGGGCCGUCCUGCCUCUUCGUGGGCCCCAUCGAGACCGCCAGCAAGGAGAUGCUCGAAGCCCUCUAUCAGCAGGCUCGGGAUUCCUACUACAGUGGUAACCCCUUGAUCAUCGAUGACAUGUUUGAUAAAGUCGAGUUGAAGCUACGGCUGUAUGGAUCAAAAUCUGUUGUGAAGUAUCCCCGGUGCAGCCUCAGACGACAAUCUACAUAUGCAGAUGCUGAGGAAGACCCUUCACAGGUUUUUGCCUUAGCAAGUGUAUGGAUCCUUCUACUCGUGUUUGGGGCAUCUGCCUUCCUUGUGCCUACCAUCUAUACCAUCAGUCUGGCUCUAAAAGAUGCUUCCGACCCCACAGAUUUCCUAUACAAUGGAAGAUCAUCAUUCGAAUCGCUAACAAUGUUAAAUGCCAUUCUUUUCAUGGGACUGGGUUAUUUGAUUGGUUAUCCCGUUGCAUCUGCUUCUGUCCAAGCUCUGCAAGGCCUAUGGAGAAAUGACUUAGUUGCACUAAAAGGCUCAUGUCCAAACUGCGGCGAGGAGGUCUUUGCAUUUGUAAGGGCAGGAAAAUCCAAACAACAACCACACUGUGCAGAAUGUCAUGUAUGUGAGUCAGAUUUGGAGUUUCGCACCAAGGUGGAGCAAUCCAUCUCAAGACCUGACAGGCGUUGGGUUUAUGGUCGUGUUUACCUGGUCCCACAGACCUUUGCUAAAGAUCGAAGAUCCAUUCUUUACUUUGACUUGGCAAGCUUCAUGAAAAUACAUCACAGAUUCCUGCUUCGAUUUCUCAUGAAGCUGCAGUCCGUGAAGACUGAAGAGGGCCUAUUAGGUCUCGUGGGAAAGAUGUUUGUUAGAAUUCCAAUACUGACUCGAGCUCUCAUUUUAUGAAGGGAAUGUUUUAGACUCUUCCAAAGAACUUUAAUACCUACAUAAAGUUGAAGUUGUUCUUGUGUUUUUCGUU
Elaeis guineensis (African oil palm) is the source of this 1131-nucleotide messenger RNA. RefSeq lists its product as uncharacterized. Gene Ontology annotation, cellular component: chloroplast thylakoid membrane. Gene Ontology annotation, molecular function: oxidoreductase activity, acting on iron-sulfur proteins as donors. Gene Ontology annotation, biological process: photosynthetic electron transport in photosystem I. Lineage: Eukaryota; Viridiplantae; Streptophyta; Magnoliopsida; Arecales; Arecaceae. The record is from RefSeq and is a predicted model, not a curated record.